Molecule: messenger RNA, 252 nt
Organism: Pyricularia grisea
Lineage: Eukaryota; Fungi; Ascomycota; Sordariomycetes; Magnaporthales; Pyriculariaceae
Exons: 2
Coding region: 1-252 (83 amino acids)
Source: RefSeq, a predicted model, not a curated record
AUGGUUUUCCAUCCUCGUCCAUGGGUGCCAGACAUACGUGAGCUGUUUGGACCUUCAAACUACCUCGCAUGUGCCCUAGCAUGGCGCACUGCGUGGGGCCCAAAGGACGACCUAACGCCGUUGAACAAGGUGAUUGCGGUCUUCUGCGCCAAUACGGUCGAUUAUAUCCUCCCACUAUACCCCGCGCACUGCCCAAACGGAAUCGCCACCGCACCGAACUCGGCUUACAUGGCCGAUGAGUUGGAGCACUAG